AUGUUUACGAAGAAUCAUAGAAGAAUGUCAUCUACUUCAAGUGAUGAUGACCCAUUUGAUGUUGCUGAAAAAUAUUAUGGUGAAGAAAGAAAGAAAAAAUUGAAUCGUGUUCGAACAUUUAGUGCUUUUGAAAGUACUAAAUUUGGUGCUGGUCCAAUAUCACCUCUACGGUCCACUUAUGAACCACCACCACUGAUAAAAGAAACAUCAGAGCCAUUAUCAUCAUCAUCGUCAUCAUCUCCACCCACCUUAACCCCCCAAAGUAGUCAAGUUCAAUUCAACCUUGGUGUUGGGAAAACUAAAAAUGGUUCAGCAAUUCAUUCUGAUUCUGAAUCUGAAGAAGGAGAAGAAGUAGAUCCUGUUAGUAGUGCUACUAAAGGCGAAAGAAAUGAAAAGGAUCCAUUUGAUACUACUGAUUCUAAAUUAGAAAAUAAUAACUCAACUGAGCACUCUUCUACUAGUAGAGAAAUCAUUCCUCAUCCAACUGGAUUUCAUGGAUCUCCAGAAGAACUGGCUCCUAGAAGGAAACCAUCAAUUAUUCCUAUUUAUCAUGAUAAUAUAUCUCGAGAUUCAGUUAUUAGAAAUGCCAAUACCCCAACAACGUAUAAUCGUGAAAAAUUCCAUUUACGUCGAGGAUCAUUAGAUGAAUCAACUUAUGUUAGACCCAAGAAAUAUUAUAUCAAUGAUGUUCAAGGAACUCUUAAAGAAUUAUUGGCUAAUGAAGAUACUGAUAAUAAUUGUCAAAUUACAAUUGAAGAUACAGGUCCCAAAGUUUUACGAUUAGGUACUGCCAAUUCAUUAGGAAUUAAUCAAUCAACAAUUAGAGGUACUUACCGGUUAAGUAAUUUAUUACAAGAAUUAACCAUUGCUAGUAGAUUUGGUCGUCAUCAAAUUGUACUAGAUGAGGCAAGAUUAAGUGAAAACCCCGUGGAUAGAAUGAAACGAUUAAUUUCUACUUCAUUUUGGAAUAAUUUAACUAGAGUAAUCACUAAGGAAAAUAUUGUUGAAAUGGCUAAAGAUACGAAAAUCAAAGAAUCUUGGAUUGAUGAACAAGGUGAAUUACAUGAAAAUCAAGAAUCUCAUAGAAUUUAUGUUCCAUAUAAUCGUAAAGAUCAAUACGAUUUUUUCCAAUUGAUUAAAAGUCACCGUACAGAUGUUCAAUUGGAUGUACAAUAUUUACCUAAGAAAAUCGAUGCCGAUUAUAUUAAAUCAAUUAAUAAAAAACCCGGAUUAUUAUCUAUUGCCACAAGACCCGAUCCAGAAACUCCUGGGAAUUUAAUUAGUUGGCCUUAUGUUGUCCCUGGAGGUAGAUUUAAUGAAUUAUAUGGAUGGGAUUCAUAUAUGGAAACGUUAGGAUUAUUAACCGAUGUUAAAAUUGAUCCAUCGGGUAAUCCUUGUAAUAUUAAACAUUUAGAAUUAGCUCGUGGUAUGGCAGAAAAUUUCAUUUAUGAAAUUCAUCAUUAUGGGAAAAUAUUAAAUGCUAAUCGAUCAUAUUAUUUAGGUCGAUCUCAACCUCCAUUUUUAACUGAUAUGGCAUUAAGAAUUUUUAAUAAAACAAUAGAAGUAGCUCCUGAAUCUAUGGAUGAUGCCAUAGAUUUUUUGAAACGGGCUACAUUAGCUGCUAUUAAAGAAUAUGAAACAAUAUGGUGUGCUCAUCCAAGAUUAGAUGAUAAAACUGGACUUUCAUGUUAUCAUCCAGAAGGUAAAGGUGUCCCACCAGAAACUGAACCUACACAUUUCAAUGCCGUAUUAAAACCAUAUCUUGCCAAAUAUGGAGGGAUUGAUCAACUUGAUUUCAUUGAAAAAUAUAAUUCCGGGGAGAUUCAAGAACCUGAAUUAGAUGAAUAUUUCUUACAUGACAGAGCUGUUCGAGAAUCUGGUCAUGAUACAAGUUAUAGAUUAGAAGGGAAAUGUGCUUAUUUGGCCACCGUUGAUUUGAAUUCUUUAUUAUAUAAAUAUGAAAAUGAUAUUGCCUUUAUAUUACAAUCAUUUUUCAAUGACAAUUUACAAGAUCCUUUUGCAAAUGAUAAAACCCAUAGUUCUAAAAUCUGGUUGGAAAGAAGCCAUCAAAGGAAAUUAAAUGUUGAUAAAUAUUUAUGGAAUGAACAAGAUUGUAUUUAUUAUGAUUAUAAUGUUGAAUUACAACAACAAACAAAUUAUGAAUCAGCGACAACAUUUUGGCCUCUUUACGCCAAAUUAGCUUCACCAGAACAAGCAGCAAAAUUAAUUGAUCAAUCAUUACAUAAAUUUGAAGAACACGGUGGAUUAGUUGCUGGAACUUUAAAAUCUCGUGGUGAAGUUGGAUUAACUCGUCCUUCAAGACAAUGGGAUUAUCCAUUUGGUUGGGCCCCACAACAAAUUUUAGCAUGGAUAGGUUUAGUCAAUUAUGGAUAUGAUGGAAUUGCUCGUCGUUUAGCUUAUAGAUGGUUAUUUAUGAUGACAAAAUCAUUUGUCGAUUAUAAUGGAGUUAUUGUCGAGAAAUAUAAUGUAACAAAGGGUGCAGUACCUCAUAGAGUAGAUGCAGAAUAUGGUAAUCAAGGUUUAGAUUUUAAAGGUGUUGCCACUGAAGGGUUUGGUUGGGUUAAUGCUUCAUAUUUAUUUGGUUUAACAUUUUUGAAUUUAUAUGCUCAAAGAGCAUUAGGUAGUUUGACUCCUCCUGAAAUAUUUUUAAGAAAUAUGCAUCCAGAACAACGGAAACAAUACAAGUAA
Candida dubliniensis CD36 is the source of this 2709-nucleotide messenger RNA. RefSeq names its product alpha,alpha-trehalase NTH1 (gene NTH1). Bases 1 to 2709 code for a protein of 902 amino acids. The record is from RefSeq and is a predicted model, not a curated record. Gene Ontology annotation, molecular function: alpha,alpha-trehalase activity; calcium ion binding. The transcript has a single exon. NCBI's taxonomy places the organism in Eukaryota, Fungi, Ascomycota, Pichiomycetes, Serinales, Debaryomycetaceae. Gene Ontology annotation, cellular component: cytoplasm. Gene Ontology annotation, biological process: trehalose catabolic process.